Messenger RNA from Brassica napus (rape), 1754 nucleotides. Its product is annotated as putative F-box protein At1g58310. NCBI's taxonomy places the organism in Eukaryota, Viridiplantae, Streptophyta, Magnoliopsida, Brassicales, Brassicaceae. The coding region runs from base 434 to 1564 and encodes 376 amino acids. The record is from RefSeq and is a predicted model, not a curated record. The transcript has 4 exons.
AAUGAGCCAACUAUUAUCUUCAUAUCAUCUAUAACUGGUCUUACUACUUAAACAUCUCGUUGAGAGCCAAGGGAACAAGCACAUGCUGCAUGUUAACUAUUUAUAUUAGGUUUCUUUCAAAUCAAUAGUUUGAUUAGACUGACAGCUAGAUUAGACUCUUGAAAAUUAAUACUCUGAACUCACAGAGAAUCUCAUCAUCAUCAUCCAGAAGAUCUUAUGACUUGACAACACUCCAAAAGAAAAUCUAGCAUUGAAAAAAUCACCCAUCACGCCAAAACCAAAAAAAGCCCCAAAAAAAUCUUCAUCUUCUGCUAUAAAUUUCUUUAAUACAGUUCCUAAAUUCAUAAACACAAAGCUGAUUUCUUGGCUUUGGUUGCCUCUGCUUCUUUCUUUAACCUCAAGGUGUAAGUGGUGAUAGUUAUACAAACCAAAGAUGAAUCUUGAAUUUGAUGACUCAAUCAGGAUGCAUCCUGGAGUGAGAAGACAAGAACGGGACAAGAUUCGAAGAUGUUUUAUAAGACUUGUCGAUAGUAAACUGGAUUUACACAGGAAUGGUCCUUUAAACAGACUCUCCAUCAAGUGCAAAGAUGACGUUGGUCCAGCUCCUGUCAUUCGUUGGAUAAGCAAAGUUCUGAACCGUCAUGUUACAGAACUUGUUCUAAACAUCUCUUCUCAUUGGUCUUGGCCUCUCUCUUCCGAGGUUGAUUCGAGUGUAACAAUGUGUCAAGAAUUUUGGGAAUCUUGCUCCGUAUCUAGCAUUACCCUCAAGAGACUAACGUUCCGGUUUAAACAAAUGGUUUAUGAUAAUCCAAAGAGUGUAUCGUUUGAUACUCCAAAUCUUGUCUACUUUGAGUAUUCUGAUGCUAUUGCAGAUACCUAUCCAAACGUGAAUUUUCCUUUACUUGUUGAAGCUAGUCUCGAUCUGCGAAUGACUCAUGAACAGAUCGGUCAGGCUAAACUUUCAGACGAUGAUAUAGCUAAAGAAAAAGAGGGAACUAUGGUUGGGAAUGCAACGGUUCUUCUUAUGGGAAUAUGCAAUGUUAAGAAGCUUUACUUAUCUGACAACACUCUUGAGGUUCUUGCUUUCUGCUGCAAACCAAUGCCGGUUUACAACAACCUCGUUCAUCUAACUAUCAAGACUCACCCAAAUGUAGAAUGGGAAUCACUGACUGCACUUCUCAAGAACUGUCAAAAUCUUGAAACUCUUGUCUUCGAAGGACUUCUCCAUAGAUAUGGAAUGAAUUGUGGAAGUGGAGAGUGCCUAUGCAAACCAUGGGAGGAGGAGGAGGUUCCUACUUGCUUAUCAUCAAGUCCUGUGAAGGUCCUUGAGAUAAUGAAGUUUGGAGAUAUCUGUGAAGAUGAGGACAUGGAUAAAAUGAUGGAGCAAGUUGAGUACUUCCUUGAGACGAUGCCAAAUCUUGAACAACUCAUAAUACACUAUGAGACGGAUAUUGAUGAAGAUGUGGUGGAAGUUUUAAGCCAGUUUCAGAUGGUUUCUAGAGAAGGAUUAAGCAAGUGUAAGAUUCAAGUCAUCUCUGAUAACCUCAACUUGUCAUCUACUUAAGCAUCUUCGUGGUUUCUUAAGUUGGUAUUGGAUUCACUCAUGCUUCUUUCUACCGUUUCAAAGACAUGAGUGUGUCUCGGCUUUAUGUUUGUAAUAGUAUCUAAUGACUUGUUUUGUUUAUGGUCUUGAUGGUCAGACCACAACUCAAUGUAUUAAUUUUUCAGUUAAUGUAUUAAGUUUUAGUUUGUCU